This is a messenger RNA of Cavia porcellus (domestic guinea pig), 3692 nucleotides long. It is a transcript of the gene Mkx, whose product is annotated as mohawk homeobox. Gene Ontology annotation, biological process: muscle organ development; regulation of transcription by RNA polymerase II; cell development. The transcript is spliced from 7 exons. The record is from RefSeq and is a predicted model, not a curated record. Gene Ontology annotation, molecular function: RNA polymerase II cis-regulatory region sequence-specific DNA binding; DNA-binding transcription factor activity, RNA polymerase II-specific. The coding region runs from base 166 to 1356 and encodes 396 amino acids. NCBI's taxonomy places the organism in Eukaryota, Metazoa, Chordata, Mammalia, Rodentia, Caviidae. Gene Ontology annotation, cellular component: nucleus.
CGCCAGCAGGAUGUUCGCCGGCUGGCCCUGGCGGUCAGGAAACAUGAGAAGGCCUCGGCAUUCCUGUUCCCGGGCCGCGCGCGCCCGUCCGGGUAAAUAAAGCCGAGGCGACAGCGGUGGCGGCGGGGAUCGUGCUGCAGCCCGCGCGGAGAACAUGCUGCGGGGAUGGGCGCGCGCCUAGCCGCGGGGCGGGGGAGCCAGCUGCACCGCAGCAGAACUCCAGCUCUGCUGCGGAGUUCCUGGCUGCCGGGCCCCGAGGCGCCGCGGCCGCGCUGCGCGCUCCUGCCAGCCCGCACCAUGAACUCCAUCGUCUUCAACAAGCUCAGCGGCGCGGUGCUUUUUGAAGACAGAGGCGCUGCAGAACGGGAGCGGGGCGGCCGGCCCUACAGCAGUGUCCUGGACAGUCCCCGCGCCCACCCCGAAGUGGGCAUUGCCGACGGCCCACCCCUCAAGGAUAACCUCGGCCUGAGACACCGGAGGACUGGGGCCCGGCAAAACGGCGGGAAGGUGAGGCACAAGCGUCAGGCCCUGCAGGACAUGGCGCGGCCCCUGAAGCAGUGGCUUUACAAGCACCGUGACAACCCGUAUCCCACCAAGACCGAGAAGAUACUCUUGGCCCUCGGCUCGCAGAUGACGCUAGUGCAGGUGUCAAACUGGUUUGCUAACGCAAGACGUCGGCUUAAGAACACCGUUCGGCAGCCGGAUUUAAGCUGGGCUUUGAGGAUCAAGCUGUACAACAAAUACGUGCAAGGGAAUGCUGAGCGGCUCAGUGUAAGCAGUGACGAUUCCUGUUCCGAAGAUGGGGAGAACCCUUCACGACCACACAUGAAUGAAGGGGGCUAUAACACUCCGGUUCAUCACCCUGUGAUUAAAAGUGAGAACACGACCAUCAAAGCCAGCGUGCGCCCCGAGUCGCGGGCCAGCGAGGACUAUGUAUCACCCCCCAAAUACAAGAGCAGCUUGUUGAAUCGUUACCUUAACGACUCUUUGAGACAUGUCAUGGCCACUAGCACCGCCAUGAUGGGGAAAACGAGGCAAAGGAACCAUUCAGGAUCUUUUAGCUCCAAUGAAUUUGAGGAAGAAUUGGUGUCUCCAUCAUCAUCAGAAACCGAAGGCAACUUUGUCUACCGCACAGAUGCUCUGGAAAACGGAUCCAGUAAGGGCGACAGUGCAGCUCACAGAAAGGGACCGAGCAAGGAUGACACGUACUGGAAGGAGAUUAAUGCGGCCAUGGCCUUGACAAACCUCGCACAGGGGAAGGACAAGCUGCAGGGAACCACCAGCUGCAUCAUCCAGAAGUCGUCCCACAUAGCGGAAGUAAAGACCGUCAAAGUGCCACUGGCACGGCCGUUUUGAGAGUGCAUCUGAAGGGUGCUUGUGACGUCCGCGCUUCCCCAGCACUCCUUGGGGUGCAGGUGACUCCUGCUCAAGCCUCCUCUUAUUUUAAUUGUCCUAGAUAUAACAGUUAGCCGCUUCUAUGAAAGACAUAUAAAUUAUAAAAAACUCAUUUUAGUCAAAAAUAUUAACUUAUUUUAUGUUAUUCAAACUAUGCAUAAGACGUCUGCAUUCCCAUUAUAGUAAGUGCCUUGCUUUCCAAAAACCAGCUGCAACGUGGGCAUAGUGGGACAGCUAUGCCUCAAAAUGCCAGUGUCCUAUGCGUAUUAGUCUGUGUACAUCACUCGGACGAACCUAACCAUUUCAGGAUGAAAUCAGAGUUCUUGAAAGCCCUUGAAACAGACUCAGUAAUUCACAUGUUAAAACUUAGGUAUCUGCUCAGUCCAGAUGAAAUGUUCCUUUAAAAAAAAAAAAAAAAAAAAAAAAAAACUACCUGAUUGAAAAUUGUUCAGUGUACUUUUCACAGUGACUGAGAAAAUUUUAUGCACAUAUUUUGCUUGCUUGUCUGAUAUGUUACCAUCUUCCAAAAUGAAAGGUGCAGUGAUCCACAAAAUGAAUCAUUUAAGAAGUGAUUACUACAAGCUGAUUGGAAAUUGCAAAGAAUACACGAUGAUCAGAAAAAAAAAUUUUCAAGCACUGCUGGAACACCACAAUGCCUUUUAGAAUUCAUUUGAAUUUUCUUUCCCUGAAGUUCUGCUGAUGUUUUAAAAAUACUUUAUUAUAUAAAUAACUGAACUUUUUCUGUAGAAAACCAAACCUAUAGUUUAGUUUUUAAACAUAAUCCUGUUUGUAUUAGAGUUCAGUAUUUUUUUUUUGUUAUGGAAACUUUCACGUGGAAUGACUAAAAAGCCUUUUAUUUGGUUCAUUUCAAAAUUACAAUUGCUGAUGGACAAUUUGUAUUUCAAUAAGAAUAAGACAAUGAAGGAAAUGUAUCUCUGUGAAUAUACUUAUAUACACAUAAAAUUGACUUUUAAAUUUAAAACAUAUGGGAAACAAAACAUUGAGCAGUCUCUGGAUUUGGCCAAGUAAGAGAUUUAAGUAAAAAUUAAAUGAAAUCAUGCAUUAAGAGAAAGAACAUUUCAUUUCUAAAUUAGAUGAUCAUUGAGUGAGAACAAUCAAUAUCAACAGCGAACAGUAUCUUUUUCAAUCAAACAGUAAUUUCUAAUCAUCUUGGGAAAACUUGAAACUUUAAACAGUGGCAAUGCCAAAUACAACAGAGUAUGUGUGCUUCAGAAAAGGAAAGAAAGACUGCAUUCUUCUAUGGUGGGACUUUUUUCCUAGGUAUAUAAUUUUUGUAAUUUUUUAAAACUGGAAAACAUUUUUUUUGUAAGUAAGAGCCAAUAGUACAGCCAUAUGGUGACAUUUUUCUUUAUUUCUCAAAAUCCUUUUAAAACCAAAGGCUGCUCUGGUUGAAAUAUGGACUGUAUCAAUCUCGAUAUAAAUUGUAGGACAGUUUUUUUAUGUAACAUAGCAUUUGGGGAUUGGGUUUAUUUCGUGUAAUGAAGAUAAUUUGAUAUGAAAAUAUUUUGUGCAUAUUUUUACUUUGUUUUCUAAUUUGCGUUUUACAGUAACAGUAAAUGCAAAGCAAGAUAUGUAAGUUAUGACUGUAUGAUCAGAGGAAGUAUGAGUUCUUUUUGGUUUACAACUUUAAGUAGUUAGAGAUCCAGGGGGAAAACUUUGGAAUUGUUAGAAAACAGUUUUUUGCCAAACUGUGAGCAUGCCAAUGAAAACUAGGGACAAGUACUUCACUCUUUUUUCAUACUAUUAUAAGUUAUUAUGGUAUUAAAUAUUUUAAUAAAAGUGUUUUUGUUUUAACAUAUUUCAUGUAGAUGAAUGAAUACUGGUUGUAUUUAAUCUGAAUUAGUCAUGAUUGAUUUUUGUCAUCUUUUUGUAAAAACCAGCAAACUUAUUCUUUGUAUAAAUCUUAGCUGACAAGCCAUUACAGGACCGCUAUCAGAUGAUUUCUUUAAAGCACCAAAACUUGGAGUCUGUUCUGUAAACACAUUGAGAAGAUUUUAUAAUUAGUACAUCCUUGGCAAUAGCUCCAAUUGCAAUUACUUUUAAUUUAUUUUUUUUUCUUUUGCUGCUUUAACAUUUCUGGAAAUUAAAGUCUCCCCAGUCCUUUAAAAGAAUCUUGAACAAUGCUGAGCCAGCAGCUGAGAAUCUAUCUCAUAAUUUAUAUUGUAGAAAAAUAGAAUUACCUCUUCUUUAUUUUGCUGUAUUGUAAUCAUUUUAAAAUGAAUAACUGCCAGAAUUUCUUGACAGAUUUAAAAUAAAAGUUAAUUUCUAGACCUCAA